This is a messenger RNA of Pseudophryne corroboree (corroboree frog), 2696 nucleotides long. RefSeq names its product matrilin 1 (gene MATN1). The transcript has 8 exons. The record is from RefSeq and is a predicted model, not a curated record. NCBI's taxonomy places the organism in Eukaryota, Metazoa, Chordata, Amphibia, Anura, Myobatrachidae. The coding region runs from base 127 to 1605 and encodes 492 amino acids. Gene Ontology annotation, molecular function: calcium ion binding.
CCAGUUCCACCCCCCUCUCUGUCACUGAACUGGGAGGUACGCCUGGAGGGUGUAGGUAAGAUACCUUGAGCACAAAUUACCCACUCCAUCAUUCUCACUCUACUUUCUGACUCCUGUCCGGACAUCAUGAAGACCUCUCUGUGUCUACUCUCCACUCUCCUGUUCUUCAGUUGCUAUAGUUAUGUUGCAGUGGGGGCACCUCCGCAGCAGCUAAGGGGCCCAAAUUGCAAGACUCAUCCCUCUGACCUGGUAUUCAUCAUAGACAGCUCACGUAGUGUACGACCUUCUGAAUUUGAACAGGUCAAGCACUUUUUGUCACAAGUCAUCGAGUCUCUGGAUGUUGGUGUUAAUGCCACAAGAGUCGGUCUCAUCAAUUAUGCCAGCUCUGUCAAAAAUGAGUUCUCCCUCAAAACACACAAGACGAAGGCUGCUCUCCUCCAGGCAGUCAAAAAAGUCCAACCUCUUUCUACUGGAACAAUGACAGGCCUUGCCAUCCAAUAUGCCAUCAACCAUGCCUUCAGUGAGGCUGAAGGUGCGCGGCUAAGAUCUCCGGGAGUCAAGAAGGUGGCUAUUGUGGUAACUGAUGGCCGUCCUCAGGAUGGUGUAAAGGAUAUUUCGGCUAAGGCACGACAAAGUGAUUUGGAGUUGUUUGCCAUUGGGGUCGGACGUGUUGAUAUGGCCACGCUGCGCCAGAUUGCCAGUGAGCCCCUAGAUGAACAUGUAGACUAUGUGGAGAGCUACAGUGUAAUUGAGAAGCUAAGCAAUAAAUUUCAAGAAGCACUCUGUGAACUGACUGACCUCUGCUCUACUGGAGAUCAUGACUGUCAACAGAUCUGUGUCAGUGCGCCUGGGUCCUACACCUGUGCCUGCAAGGAUGGAUAUACAUUAAAUGAAGAUGGAAAGACCUGCAAUGCCUGUGGUGCCUCAGCUAUUGAUUUGGUGUUUCUGAUUGAUGGUUCCAAGAGCGUACGUCCGGAGAAUUUUGACCUUGUCAAACAAUUCAUCAAUCAGAUAGUGGAGUCUGUGGAUGUUGGCGACAACAAGGCACAUGUCGGUCUUGUCCAGUACUCAAGCUCAGUAAGGCAAGAAUUCCCCUUGGGAAGGUAUAGCAGCAAGAAGGAUAUUAAGUCGGCUGUAAAGAAGAUGUCCUACAUGGAGAAAGGCACUAUGACUGGUCAAGCCAUCAAGUAUCUAAUUGACAAUACCUUUGCCAUCUCCAAUGGGGGAAGACCAGGUGUAUCUAAAGUUGGCAUUGUCUUUACUGAUGGUCGUUCCCAGGACUACAUAAAUGAUGCAGCAUUGAAAGCCAAGGAACUGGGUUACAAGAUGUAUGCUGUUGGUGUGGGCAACGCUGUGGAGGAUGAACUCAGGAUGAUUGCCUCUGAACCUGUAGCUGAGCACUCUUUCUACACAGCUGAUUUCAAGGCCAUGAAGGAAAUUGGCAAAAAACUUCAGAUGAAAAUCUGUGUCGAAGAGAACCCCUGUGAAUGUGAAGCUAUUGUCAAGUUCCAGACCAAGGUGGAAGAACUCAUCCAAGCAUUAACAAGGAAAAUUGAAACUGUGUCCAAGAGAAUCACCGCUCUAGAGAAUAAAAUCACUGUGUGAAGACCUCCUGCACUUUCCUCCUCUAAUCCAUUCAAGGGCUCCCAACUCUUCAUCUUCUCAAGGUCAAAGAUCAUUCCCCAUCUCUUGCCUGCACAGAGUGCUUCUAUCCCAGGAAUGUCACAUGGAUGAUAAAACACUGUGGUUGCUGGAGACAAGUUUACCAUCUUCAUUGCUAAAAGGAUGCUCCUAGUGGUGAGGGGCAUAUUGCAUCCUGUGAAAGAUAGUGUGCAGAUGCCACCUGUACUGGUUUAAUUGUAAAAAGUGCCUAGACACGCAUGUAUAUACACUUCUAUAUAUAAAGAUGAAUAUGUUUACAUAUAUAGAUAUAUAUAUCUAGAUAUAUCUAGAUAUAUAUAUAUAAUAUAUACAUGUAUGUCAUAUAAUUUUACAUGCAUAAGUUUAUAUAAAAAAUAAUCAAUAUAUUAGUGUGUAUAUAUAAUUACAGAAAAGGAACUAUUCUAGUGUCACAAUUAGCACAAGGACUACUCCCAACAAAAAACUUCAGGACUAACUUAUGCUAUAUAUAUAUAUAUAUUGGUUGGAAAAUAAAUAGCAUCCAAUAGCCUUCUUGUCAUAAUUUCAGGGGCACAGUAAAAUAUGCGCAAUUUGAAGGAUAAAGAAUAAAACAUACUUACUGAAGUAGCCUCAUUGCCUACAAAGUAUGCAUUAUAUUAUAACAUUCAGCAGUACACAUCUCGUUUACUUCAGUUUAUGACUCAGUAGGUUGCUAAGCAAGGGCAAGAAAUAUUAUAUAGUAUUUGUGACAUCUCAUUAAUACCUUUAUUGCAAUUGAAUUGUUCUUUCAACAUUAUAUUUAUAAAUAAAUAAAUAUAUAUAUAUAUAUAUAUAUAUAUACAUACAUAAAUGUAUGUAUAUAUAUAUAUAUAUAUUUAUAUAUUGUAUCUGAAUGGAAUAUUUGCUUUUCCACCUAAAAAAUUUAAUAUAUAAAAUGUAUAUAUAAAUAAUAUAAAUAUUUGAUCGUAUUUUUUUUUUAAACACCCAGUUUCCUAUACGUAGACAUUGUACCUUCUGCUUGUCGAAAAAAGUUAAUUUAAGAUGUUCACUGCCAAAAUAAAAUGAACAUAAAAACA